CAAUGGGCUGCUUGAGGGGCGUGAGUUGGGCAGUGCAGGGCUGCAGGCUCAGGGGCCGGUAGGGCUGGAGGAUGGCACUUACAGCUGCUGGGCGCUCUGCUAAGUUCUGUGCUCAAGGAGAAGUAGCGGCGCUCGCAGAAGCCGGAAACAUAUCGAAGAAACCCAGAGAGAAUCCCGCGGAGCGCGGGCAACUGCAGCACAGUGUAAGGAGGUGCUGCGUGCGAGCCGAGCCAUGGCUGUGGAGGAAGAAGGAAUACGGGUGUUCCAGAGUGUCAAAAUUAAAAUCGGUGAAGCAAAAAAUCUGCCAUCUUAUCCUGGACCUAACAAGAUGCGUGACUGCUUCUGUACUGUAAACCUGGACCAGGAGGAGGUGUUCAGGACCAAGAUAGUAGAGAAAUCUCUUUGUCCUUUCUAUGGAGAAGACUUUUACUGUGAGAUCCCUCGAAGUUUUCGCCAUUUAUCCUUUUACAUAUUUGACCGAGAUGUUUUUCGGAGGGAUUCAAUCAUGGGCAAAGUCUCAAUUUUAAAGGAAGAUCUGCAGCAGUACAACAACAGGGACACUUGGUUCCAGGUUCAACAUGUCGAUGCUGAUUCAGAGGUUCAGGGGAAAGUGCACCUGGAGCUGAGACUAAGUGAAGUCAUUACUGACUCUGGAGUCAUCUGCCAUAAGCUUUUGGCACGAGUGAUGGGGUGUCAGGGUUUGCCAAUAGUAAAUGGUCAGUGUGAUCCAUAUGCCACUGUAACGUUGUUGGGACCAUCUCGGUCUGAAGCAAAAAAGACAAAGGUUAGGAAGAAGACUAACAACCCACAAUUUGAUGAGGUGUUUUAUUUUGAGGUAACAAAACCCUGCAGCUACAACAAGAAGUCUCAUUUUGAAAUUGAAGAAGAUGAUGUGGAUAAGCUGGAGAUCAGAGUUGACUUAUGGAAUGCCAGUAAUCUAAAGUUUGGUGAUGAAUUUCUUGGAGAACUGAAGAUACCACUGAAGGUUUUGCGGCAGUCUAGUUGUCACAGAGCAUGGUACUUUCUUCAGCCCAGGGACAAUGGGAAGUCUGUAAAGCCCGAUGACCUGGGAUCUCUAAGGUUAAACGUUGUUUAUACAGAGGAUCAUGUUUUCCCCAGUGAAUACUACAGCCCCCUUCGCGAUCUUGUGUUAAAAUCAGGAGAUGUUGAGCCUGUUUCUGCAUCUGCUGCACAUGUGUUGGGUGAAGUGUGCAGAGAAAAACAGGAAGCUGCUAUACCUCUAGUCCGGCUCUUUUUGCACUAUGGCAAGAUUGUGCCUUUCAUCAGCGCAAUUGCAAAUGCUGAAGUGAAUAGAACACAAGAUCCGAACACAAUAUUCCGAGGAAACUCGUUAACCUCAAAGUGCAUCGAUGAGACAAUGAAAUUGGCAGGAAUGCAUUAUCUUCAAGUUACACUAAAACCAAUUCUAGACGAGAUCUGCGAGGCUCAUAAACCUUGUGAGAUAGAUCCGGUAAAGUUAAAAGAUGGUGAAAAUUUUGAAAACAAUAAGGAAAACCUGAAAAAUUAUGUAGACCGGAUAUUUGAUGUCAUCACAAAGUCUGGUGUUAGCUGCCCCACCGUCAUGUGUGACAUUUUUUUCUCACUGAGAGAGUCAGCUGCCAAACGUUUCCAAGGUGACCCAGAUGUUCGAUACACAGCUGUGAGCAGCUUCAUUUUUCUCCGAUUCUUUGCACCCGCCAUCCUAUCCCCUAAUCUAUUCCAGCUCAGCCCUCAUCACCCAGACCCACAGACUUCUAGAACCCUAACUCUAAUCUCCAAGACUAUACAGACACUGGGAAGUUUAUCAAAAUCAAAAUCUGCAAGCUUCAAGGAGAACUACAUGGCUGCGUUUUAUGAGAACUUUCAUGAACAGAAAUAUGCAGAUGCUGUUAAAAAUUUCCUUGAUUUGAUUUCAUCUUCUGGAAGAAGAGAUCACAAAAGAAUAGAGCAGCCAAUUCUUCUUAAGGAAGGGUUUAUGAUCAAGAGAGCACAAGGGAGAAAACGAUUUGGAAUGAAAAAUUUUAAGAAACGAUGGUUUCGUCUUACCAACCAUGAAUUUACUUACCAAAGAAGUAAAGGUGAUCACCCCUUGUGCAGUAUUCCCAUAGAAAACAUUUUGGCUGUUGAAACAUUAGAAGAGGAAUCAUUCAAAAUGAAGAAUAUGUUCCAGGUUAUUCAACCAUUACGAACGCUUUACAUCCAAGCAAAUAAUUGUGUUGAAGCCAAGGACUGGAUAGACAUCCUCACCAAAGUUAGUCAGUGCAACAAGAAGCGCCUCACUGUUUACCACCCAUCAGCCUAUCUGAAUGGUCACUGGCUGUGCUGCAAGGCUACCUCAGAAAAUGCCCCUGGGUGCACACCUUGCACUGGGGGCCUCCCAGCAAAUAUACAGCUUGACAUAGAUGGAGAUAGGGAGACAGAGCGUAUUUAUUCUCUGUUUAACACCUACCUGUGCAAGCUUGAAAAAAUGCAAGAGGCUUGUGGGAGCAAGUCUGUGUAUGAUGGACCUGAGCAGGAGGAAUAUAGCACGUUCCUGAUUGAUGACCCUCGAGAAACCUACAAGACUCUCUAUCAGGUCAUAGAGGCAGUGAAAACAUUGGAACAGGAGCAUGCUCAGUACAAAAUGGAUAAGUUCAAAAAGACAAAGUAUGGAAGCCAAGAGUACCCUAUAGGCGACAAGAGCUUCCAGAGCUAUAUCAGGCAGCAGUCAGAGGUAUCUGCACAUUCCAUUUGAGCCAAUGUAGGAUGCACUUAAAGGAUUAAAGAAGGAAAGAGGAAAUGUUUCAUCUCCGAAGAUGUUGGCAUAUGAACAGAGCAGAGAGUGCUUGAAUGCCUGGCCAAUACCCAAUGCUUUAUACUUACAAGCAGAGACUUGCAGAGAUUUCAGAGUGUGUUGUGGGGACUGUUACAAUACUUGCUAUGCACUUUAUUCAUCUGAUAACAGAUGGCAGAACCUUUUUCCGUUUGUUGGUAGCAUUUACCUUUUUUCCUUGUGAUCGGUUCAGUGAACUGCUUCAUAGAUGGACUUUUUGCUUUAUUCCUUAAAA
Molecule: messenger RNA, 3047 nt
Organism: Xenopus laevis (African clawed frog)
Lineage: Eukaryota; Metazoa; Chordata; Amphibia; Anura; Pipidae
Gene: rasa3.S
Product: RAS p21 protein activator 3 S homeolog
Exons: 24
Coding region: 233-2734 (833 amino acids)
Biological process (GO): response to stress; intracellular signal transduction; negative regulation of Ras protein signal transduction
Molecular function (GO): GTPase activator activity
Source: RefSeq, a predicted model, not a curated record